This is a messenger RNA of Trifolium pratense (red clover), 2322 nucleotides long. RefSeq names its product CBL-interacting serine/threonine-protein kinase 2-like. Gene Ontology annotation, biological process: signal transduction; protein phosphorylation. The record is from RefSeq and is a predicted model, not a curated record. Bases 652 to 2058 code for a protein of 468 amino acids. NCBI's taxonomy places the organism in Eukaryota, Viridiplantae, Streptophyta, Magnoliopsida, Fabales, Fabaceae. Gene Ontology annotation, molecular function: protein kinase activity; ATP binding. The transcript has 2 exons.
AGUUCUAGAAAAUCUUUUUUGUCUUAGACUCUAAAUAUUUUUCAUAAAACAAAUACAUUUUUUCUAUAUAAAAGCUGGAUAUUUUUUCAUUCUUAAAUAUUGAUGUCAUUUUCCCAAAUGCAAUACUAAGAUGAAGUAAUACCAGAGUUGAGAGUUGUUCAUUAUCAGAAAAGUGAUACCAGUUGUAAUAACAAGUUAAUUGAUUAGAAUUUUUUAUUUUAUUUUUUUGGCAAAAGAAAAAGUUGAAAUAGUUAAUUGUUUCAAAAAGAAAAAAUUGUAAUAGUUAAUUAUUAUAUUCAUUUUCAUCUCACAAAAGUUCAGCAUCAUCAAAAAAGAAAAGAAAAGAAAAGAAACUUUUCUUCAUUUCCUUCUCUGCGUUACUGCAUCUUCUCAAUUCUCAAGAAUUCAGACAAGGGACACAAAGGAAAAUCAAUGUGCUCUGUCUCUAAGAACCAUAACAUUCUAUCCUUGAUGCAUUGGCACACAGGUUUUUGUUGUGCCUUAUUAUCUUUUGAAUAGACAAAUGUUAGUGGUUAUGUUAGAUUCCAGGGUUUAAAUCUCGGACCUCCUUCGGUGUCGCAUUUAACAAAUUCUAACUAGCCAAGGAAGUGCUAUUUUAGUUCAUAUUUCAUCCUAAUUUUAAGGCUUACUAUGGAGAAUACAUCAAAAGUGUUGAUGCAAAGAUAUGAAUUAGGAAGAUUACUAGGCCAAGGAACAUUUGGAAAAGUUUACUAUGGAAGAAGUACAGUAACUAACCAAAGUGUAGCUAUUAAAAUGAUUGACAAGGAUAAGGUUAUAAAAAAUUACCAAGCUGAUAGCAUAAAAAGGGAAAUAUCGAUCAUGAGACUCGUAAAACAUCCCAAUAUCAUACAGCUUUUUGAGGUCAUGGCUACAAAGAGCAAGAUUUACUUUGUUAUUGAAUAUGCUAAAGGUGGCGAGCUUUUCAAGAAAGUAUCAAAAGGAAAGCUCAAAGAAGAUAUUGCACACAAAUAUUUCAAGCAGUUAAUUAGUGCAGUUGAUUAUUGUCACAGUAGAGGAGUAUACCAUAGAGACAUAAAGCCAGAAAACAUUCUAUUAGAUGAGAAUGAAAAUCUGAAAGUAUCAGAUUUUGGUUUAAGUGCUUUUGCUGAAUCAAAAAGGCAAGACGGUUUGUUACAUACAACUUGUGGAACACCUGCUUAUGUUGCUCCGGAAGUCAUCAAAAGGAAGGGUUAUGAUGGUUCCAAAGCUGAUAUUUGGUCUUGUGGAGUUGUUCUUUUUGUUUUGCUUGCUGGUUAUGUACCUUUUAAUGACAUCAAUUUGAUGGACUUGUAUAGAAAGAUAAGUAAUGCAGAGUUUAAGUGUCCUAAUUGGUUUCCGAGAAAUGUUAGGAAACUAUUGUGUAAGAUGUUGGAUCCAAAUCCUGACACUAGGAUAUGUAUAGAUAACAUUAAACAAUGUUCUUGGUUUAAGUAUGGAUCAAAUGGUAGACAGAAAAAACAAGUGGAAAACAAUACUAUCUCUUCCUUGGCUACAAACUCUGUAGCACCGACACAUCUGAUUGAAGGUGUGUCGGUGUCCGACACCGACACGACACCUACACAUGUGACAAAUCAUUCUGAUGAAAGGGAUGAAACUGAAAAGCAAGAGUUGGUUGUACCUGUGAGCAUAAAUGCCUUUGAUAUUAUCUCUCUUUCAACUGGUUUUAAUCUAUGUGGAUUCUUUGAAGACAGUUUUAAGAAAAAGGAAGCUAGGUUUACUUCGAGACAACCCGCAUCGAUAAUUAUUUCGAGGAUGGAAGAGAUUGCUAAGAGACUGAAGAUGAAAAUAAAGAAAAGGGCGGCUGGUUUAUUGAAAUUAGAGGGAGUUGAUGAAGGUAGAAAAGGGAUAUUGUGUAUUGAUGCUGAGAUUUUUGAGGUUACUCCAUUUUUUCAUUUGGUUGAAGUGAAAAAAUCAAAUGGAGAUACAUUGGAAUAUCAGAAAAUACUGAAUGAUGACAUUAGGCCUGCGCUUCAAGAUAUUGUUUGGGUUUGGCAAGGUGAAUUACAAGAACAAUCUCAACAGUCCGGGCAGCAGUAGCAUCAGCAACAGGCAAAGUCGGAAGAUCCUUCGUUUUUAUUUUUAUUUUUGCAUUUCCUACUAUGCAAAUUUUUCAAAAAUAAUGUUGAUUCUGGUUAUCUUUCAUGUGUUUAAUAAUGCCAUGACCUUAUUGUAACAUAAUAUUGUUUAUCUAAUUUGGCAUGUAAAUGUUAGUGUCGCAUUUUAUGUAUAGUUUGAUGGAUAAAAACCAGUCCUAGUGUCUUCUCAUGUGUUAAAGACAUGAGUAUUGAAUUGUUUUCAUCA